AUGUAUAUAAAGUCGUUGGUCAUUGAUGGUUUCAAAUCCUAUUGUCAGAGAACGGAAAUUGGUGGAUUUGAUCCACAGUUCAAUGCGAUUACUGGUCUAAAUGGCUCCGGAAAGUCAAAUAUAUUAGAUGCUAUAUGCUUCUUACUUGGAAUAACAAAUCUUUCGCAUGUGAGGGCAGCAAACCUACAUGAAUUGGUUUACAAAUGUGGUCAAGCAGGAAUAAACAAGGCUACCGUAAGCGCAGUAUUUGACAAUAUGGAUAAGUCACAAUCCCCAUAUGGUUAUGAGCAGUUUGAUGAGCUUACAAUCACAAAGCAGAUUGUCGUUGGAGGCAGAAAUAAAUAUCUGAUUAACGGAACAAACGCAACCACCACAAGGGUUCAUGAUUUAUUUCACUCAGUUCAACUUAAUGUUAAUAAUCCUCACUUUCUAAUUAUGCAAGGUAGGAUUACGAAAAUAUUAAAUAUGAAACCACCUGAGAUCCUAUCAUUAUUAGAAGAAGCAGCAAGCACCAAGCUAUAUGAAAACAAAAAGGAAGCAGCACUUAGAACUAUUGAAAAGAAAGAUAGCAAAUUAAGAGAAAUAGAUAGAAUUCUUACUGAAGAUAUUAACCCUACUAUCAAAAAAUUACGUGAAGAACGGAGCAGUUAUUUAGAGUAUCAGAAAGUUGUACGUGAAAUUAAUCAUCUGGAGAAGUUUAUUGUCGCUCAUGACUAUACUUGUUUAGAGGAAGCUAAAAAACGAACAAGAGGAGAUUUAAUUGCACUUGAACGUUCUUUGAAUGAGCAAAAAAGGAAUAUGGAAGAACUUCGAAAGUCAAAGGAAAUUAUAGAAAGUCGUAUUGCUGAACUUUGCAAACAAAGAGAUGAGCAUCAAGGGACAGCACUUGAAGAAUUAGAAUCUACAAUGUCUGCAUGCCAAAAAACAGAAGCAGUUGCUAAGGGAGCUUCUCAAAGAGCAUCUGAAUCUCUUCGGGCCGCCAAACAGCGUGUUAAGUCCAUGGAGUCACAGUGUAUUGAGCUUGAUGAGCAGUUGUCUUCUAAACAGAAAGCAGCGGAAGCUGCUGCUGGUAUUGAGUACAAGUCCGUUCUAGCACAGUCAGAAGAAGCGAAAGUUAAAUUUGAAGCGGCUCAAAAGCGUUUACAGGCAGUAAAAUCUGGUCUUUCCAGUGGAGAAAAUGGUGUUGCUGCUAGCCUUGCUGAACAGGUUAGAGUUGCAGAUGGUGAAAAGUGCUCCGCACAAACUGAACUUUCCCAACUGAAAAUGCGUCAGAAACAUCUACAAAAUGAGCUUGCUAAACAAGAAGCCAUUGUCAUUAAAACUUUCGGACAUGGGUCAAUAGACGGAGAGUCUAAAGAGGAAAUAAAACAAAAGGAACUUAAUGCACAUAUUGACGAAUUAACUAAAAAAUUGACACGAGCUGAGGCGGAUGAUAGAGCUGCUGGAAGCGAAUCUGUGUUAAGUGAGCAACAGCUUGGCUUAGUUAAGGAAGCAAGGGAGUUACGUCAUCAAGCUUCAACGUUAUCAUCUCAAUUCCCUCAACUUGUGUUUGAUUAUACUGAUCCAGAGCCAAAUUUCGAUAGAUGUCGUGUUCUUGGACCUGUUGCGAAAUUGUUUCGUGUCAAAGAUUUAAAAUAUGCGGUUGCUCUAGAAGUGGUAGCUGGAAAUAAGUUACAGAACAUUGUUGUAGACACAGAAGUCACUGGUAAAAUUUUAUUAGAACGUGGUCAAAUUCGUCGACGUGUCACUAUGCUUCCGUUAACUAAAAUACGUGGAAAUCCCAUAUCAGAUGGUGUUAUUAAAAAUGCCCAGUCAUUAGUUGGUGCAUCAAAUGUUGUCACUGCUCUUUCAUUAAUUGAAUAUGAUAAUAUGCUUAAACCAGUUAUGGAAUAUGUAUUUGGUAGUGUAUUAAUUUGUCCAGAUAUGGAAAUAGCUAAACGUAUUGCAUUUCACCCUGGUAUCGAAAAGAAAACAGUAACAUUAGAAGGUGAUGUAUUUGAUCCUCAGGGCACAUUGUCCGGUGGAAGUCGGGGAACUGCUUCGGAUAGUUUAUUAUCUCGUAUAUUUAAGUGGCGUGAUCUUGAGGUCGCCUCUCAAAAAGCUGAAGAAAAUGUUGCUCAAGGCGAAGCAAAUGUCAGAGCAGCUCAAUUACGAUCCCAAAAUAUUAGUCAUCUUCGAGAAGCGUUGGAUAAUGCUCGCCAUCGAUUAGGACUUUUAGAGACUCAAAUAAGACAAACAGAUAAACAUCGAUUACGUGCAGACUUGGCAGCUACCAAAGAGGAAUUAAAACAACGUCUUACUAAAGCGUCUUUAAGAGCUAAGUUAGCUCAUGAGAAAGCAGAAAAUGCCGUAGCUGAACGUAAAAAAGAACGACAGGAAGCUGAAAAGGCACUUUCAGAAGCUAAAGUUCAACUGGAAUCCACGGUUUGUGCUUUAAGGGAGAAAAAUUCUCUAAAAGAAACUUUACGCUUAGAAGCUGAAGAACUUGCAAAAGAACUGAAUACUUUGAAGCUGUCUCUUGAAGAAGCAAUUCAAGCUGUAGAAGAUGCACAAGCAGAAGAAGAACGUUGUAUUGAUGCAUCACGAUUAGCUAAAGAAGCUUUAAUUAAAGCACGUGAAGCUGUUAAUAAACAACGAGGAUUAAUUGAUGAAACUGUUCGUGCAUUGACAUCUGCAGAGAAAGAAGCUGGUCAAUUAGUUCAAUCGUUGAAUCAAACAAACAGUCAGAUGGAUAAACUUUCUCAUCAAAUUGAAAUGCAAACUAAGGAAAGUGAAGAAGCCGAUAGUAAGAUGGAACGACUCUUAGAAGCAAAUCCAUGGAUUCAUGAGGAAAAACAACAUUUUGGUGUUGAAAAUGGCGCAUAUUGUUUUACUUCACGUGAUCCCAUUGAAACACGUCGACGAAUUCAUUCACUGAAAGAGCGUCGUGAUCGUCUUAGUCGAACUGUAAAUAUGCGUGCAAUGAAUAUGCUUGGUAAUGCUGAAAAACAAUAUUCCGAAUUGAUUAGACGUCAAGAAAUUGUUUUAGCUGAUAAACGUAAAAUUCAAACAGUUAUUGAUGAUUUAGAUAAACGAAAAGAAGAAGUCUUAAUAAGUGCACAUAAUAAAGUCAAUGAGGAAUUCUGUAAUAUUUUCGGAACUCUGUUACCAGGAAGCAAAGCACGUUUAUUUCCUCCGGAAGGUAUGAGUGUUCUUGAUGGAUUAGAAAUUAAAGUUGCGUUUGGUAAUGUUUGGAAAGAAUCACUUGGAGAAUUAAGUGGUGGCCAAAGGUCACUAGCUGCCCUUUCACUUAUUCUGGCUUUAUUACUCUUCAAACCUGCACCUUUGUAUAUAUUAGAUGAAGUGGAUGCAGCGCUCGAUUUAUCUCAUACACAAAAUAUUGGUCAGUUGAUUAAAAAUCAUUUUAAGCAUUCGCAGUUCAUUGUAGUAUCACUGAAGGAUGGAAUGUUCAACAAUGCUAAUGUACUAUUCAAAACAAAAUUUGUAGACGGUGUUUCAACUGUGUCUCGGCAUGUACCUCUACGAGUUUGUGACGAAAAUAAACAGCCUCAAACAGACAGACAACGGAAACGUGUUAAAUAA
Messenger RNA from Schistosoma spindalis, 3582 nucleotides. The record is from the annotation of a GenBank genome assembly. Lineage: Eukaryota; Metazoa; Platyhelminthes; Trematoda; Strigeidida; Schistosomatidae.